AGCGGUUCAAAUACCGCAGAGGGUGCAGCCUGAAGAUUCGAGAUUGGCAGCAUGGACAGCGAAAGCUUCGGUUUUUUGGUGGAGUGGUAUGACUCGCAGGCGCUUAGCGCAACUAGGAGUACCAGCUGACGGUGUUCAAGCCGCAGAAAGGGUCCCUAGAAGCUGCGAUGUAUGACCCGAAGGCACAUCGAGGCUUUCUGAAGCGAACCCCUGUUCCUAGCUUGAAGAUGGAGGACUUGCUCGUUGGCAGCACGGUCACGAUUUAUGCCCGACAUUUGAAGGUCAAAGCCUAUGCAGACAGCCACACGCGCAAUGCACUGGAGUGCAAGAGGGCGUCGUUAGCAAUCCUCUUGCAACCUCCUGCAUUCCCACAGCUUGGUCAGCUGGUCAGCUGCAUUGAGUCGGGCGGCUUGAAAAUCCAACGGCUCCGCCUGGUGAACGAAAGCGGACCUGUUGUGGCCUUGGAGGUCGUGGGGGAUGAUGCGGAUCUUCUCUGGAGCCAAGCAUGUGGUCAUGUUCCCGCCACAGCCUACAAACAGGUGCCACGUGACCAGAUCGAGCCCUAUUUCUGUGACAGGGAGCGUUUCCCCUGCACUGCGGCUUUUGACCACUGCACGUUGUGCAUCAUCAGGCCGCAUGCCUUGAAGGCCGGGAAGGCUGGGGAGAUCAUGAUGGCUAUCCAGUCCGCUGGCCUUGAGAUCUCCGCCGCGGAGAUGCUUCAUCUUCAGCACGCAGAAGCAGCCGAGCUGUUAGAUGUGUACAAAGGAGUCGUGCCCUACCACAAAGAGAUGGUGGAUGGCAUGAGCAUCGCCCCAAUGUUGGCAUUAGAGGUGCGAGCAGAAGAUGCCGCCGUGGAGAAGCUCCGGGAGCUUUGUGGUCCAUAUGAUGUGGACAUGGCGCGACACUUGCGGCCCCAGUCUUUGCGGGCUCGCUUUGGCGUGGAUAACGCGAACAAUGGCGUCCACGCCACAGAUUUGGAGGACGAUGCCGAAUUUGAGGUGCGGUACGUGUUCGAAAUGUUGGCCAUCCAGGCCAGGUAGACGGAGAGCCUUGAAGAGGCGGUAGAGGUUGUGUUUCACCUGGGCGAAAAGAAGCCACAGAGAUUGAACGCUGAGAUAGGCUAGGACAGCUAGGAAGCCGGUGACAUGAAAGAUCAAAAGAUAUUGACAGAUGUACCGUGGAUGUUUCCUACAUACCUCACCACCAUUUUGGUGGGGAAUUGGU
Durusdinium trenchii is the source of this 1224-nucleotide messenger RNA. Lineage: Eukaryota; Dinophyceae; Suessiales; Symbiodiniaceae. The record is from the annotation of a GenBank genome assembly.